Messenger RNA from Bubalus bubalis (water buffalo), 5530 nucleotides. Its product is annotated as zinc finger protein 420. Gene Ontology annotation, biological process: regulation of DNA-templated transcription. Gene Ontology annotation, molecular function: DNA-binding transcription factor activity, RNA polymerase II-specific; RNA polymerase II cis-regulatory region sequence-specific DNA binding. Lineage: Eukaryota; Metazoa; Chordata; Mammalia; Artiodactyla; Bovidae. The record is from RefSeq and is a predicted model, not a curated record.
GGCGGGCGUGGUCGCUGGGGCUGAGAGUACCUGGGUGUCCGCGUUGGUUUGUCCGGCGUCCUGUCCGCCUGCACGGCUGUUCUCCGUGUGGUUAUGGGAUUUGGCUCACGGUUUCUGCGGGUGUUUGUUGAGGACUCUUCUGAGCUUUAGAAAGGCUGUGUGGCUAUUCGUUUAAAUUUGUAUACCAACUAAACAACAAUAAGGGGGAAAACCUGAAGAAAACGAAUAUCUAAAACUAACACUGAGUCAGUCUUGUACACUUGAAAUUAACACAAUGCUGUAAGUCACGUAUACUUUCAUGUUAAGACAUCAAGAUACUGGGAACCCAUCUACUGGCCUUUUUCUGAUUGGACCCGUUUUCCCACUCGUGCGCUUUCGGGGAGAGACAUUGAGACGGGAACGGCUGCCUCAGCCACGACGGAGUGUGAAGGAAACACAUGUAAAGCCCUCGGCACGGUAACUGCGGUUAGUCACUUGCAUCAGUGACCGUUUUGAGGAACAGAUGUGGAGACAUCGCACUAGAAUCGCUCACAACUUGCAGAACCAGUAAACCUCAAAAAAGUUCCUUCCAUCUCCUCAGCUCCACAUUCACAGGACUCUGUUCUUCAAGAGAGAGGCCCCAUGAAGGGGAGCACAGCCGCUGGACCUCUGGAAGGCAUAUCACAGCAGUCACUGACAUUCCGAGAUGUGGCCAUCGACUUCUCCCAAGAAGAGUGGGGACUCCUGGACCCCGCUCAGAGAGAACUGUACACCGCUGUGAUGUUGGAGACUUACCAGAACCUGAUCUGGCUGGGCAUAUCUGUUGCAGAGCCCAACAUAGCCUCCCUACUGGAGCGAGGCCUACAGCCCUGGCUGAUGAGAGAGGAGGAUGCAGGAGCUCCAGGAGCAGAGAGUGAGUCAACACAGAAGAGCAAGGAAUUGUCUUUAAGGAAGAGGAUAAAAGGAGAAACAUACCAUCGUGAACGAGUGAUGAAAAAAACGAGCAGCACGGGUAGAGAAUAUGCAAAAGCCUCCAGCACCAGGGCAUGCCUCGUCAUCCAUCAGAAGAUGAAGGAAGAGAAAUGCUACCAGUGCUUCGAGUGCGGGAAAUCCUUCCGUCGUCGAUCAACUCUCAUCCAGCAUCAGAGGAUCCACACAGGAGAGAGACCCUAUCAAUGCAGCAAGUGCAGCAAAGCCUUCAACCAGAAGGCCCACCUUGCCCAACACCAGCGCACCCACACGGGCGAGAAGCCCUACACCUGCGGGCAGUGCACACGGGCCUUCAGCCAGGUGACACACCUCACCCAGCACCAGAUCAUCCACACCGGAGAGAGGUUCCAUGGCUGCAGCGAGUGUGGGAAGGCCUUUAGCCGCCCCUCCGCCCUUGCGGACCACCAGAGAAUCCACAGCGGAGAAAAACCCUUCAAGUGCAAGGCCUGUGGCAGAGCCUUCACACAGAGCGCCCAGCUCCUCAGACACCAGAAGGUCCACUCUGAAGACAAGCCCUACAGAUGCAGCAAGUGCACCAAGUCCUUCAUCCGUCUCUCUUCCCUGACGGAGCACCAGCGGACUCACACCGGAGAGAAGCCCUAUCAAUGUGAGGACUGCCCGAAGGCCUUCUGCCGCCUCGUGCAGCUCACUCAGCACCAGAGGACCCACACGGGUGAGAAGCCCUACACAUGCGAUGCGUGUGGGAAGGCCUUCAGCACCUCCUCCUCGCUCUGUCAGCAUAAGAGGAUUCAUACUGGGGAAAAGCCCUACAGUUGCCACGAAUGCGGCAAGUCCUUCAGGUGCCGCUCAUCUCUUACUGUUCAUCAGAGAAUUCAUACUGGAGAGAAACCGUAUGAGUGUAAGGACUGUGGGAAGGCCUUCAACCAGAGUCAGCACCUUGUCCAGCACCACAGAAUACACACCGGAGAAAAACUCUUUGAAUGUAAGGAAUGUAGGAAAGCCUUCAGCCAAAAUGUACAUCUUAUUCAACAUCAAAGAAUUCAUACUGGAGAAAAACCAUAUAAAUGUAAGGAGUGUAGAAAAGCCUUCAGCCAGCCUGCACACCUUGCUCAGCAUCAGAGAAUUCAUACUGGGGAGAAGCCUUAUAAGUGUAAGGAAUGUGGCAAGGCCUUCAGUGAUGGCUCGUCCUUUGCCCGACAUCAGAGGUGUCACACCGGCAAAACACCCUACGAAUGUAUUGAAUGUGGGAAAGCUUUCAGGCAGAACACAUCGCUUAUCCGGCACUGGAGAUAUUAUCACACUGGGGAGAAGCCCUUCGACUGCAUCGACUGUGGCAAGGCCUUCAGCGAUCACAUAGGACUUACUCAGCACAGGAGGGUUCAUACUGGGGAGAAACCUUACAAAUGUAAUGUGUGUGGGAAGACCUUCAGCUACGGCUCAUCCCUGACCGUCCAUCAGAGAAUUCACACGGGAGAGAAACCAUAUGAAUGCGACAUCUGUGGGAAAGCCUUCAGCCAUCAUGCCUCACUCACCCAGCACCAAAGAGUGCAUUCUGGAGAGAAGCCUUACCAAUGCAGGGAAUGUGGAAAAGCCUUCAGGCAGAGCAUACACCUUGCUAGCCAUCUGAGGAUCCAUACUGGAGAAAAACCCUAUGAAUGUAAGGAAUGUGGAAAAGCUUUUAGCAUCAGUUCACAGCUGGCUACUCAUCAGAGGAUUCAUACUGGAGAGAAACCUUAUGAAUGUAAGGAAUGCGGGAAAGCCUUCAACCAGAGGGCACACCUCGCACAGCACCAUAAAAUUCAUACUGGAGAGAAACCUUAUGAUUGUACUGAAUGUGGUAAAGCCUUCAGCCAGGCUACCCGCCUUAUCCAACAUCAGAGAGUCCACACAGGAGAGAAACCCUAUGAAUGUACUGAGUGCGGGAAGGCUUUUAGUGACAGCUCAUCCCGUGCUCAGCAUCUGAGACUUCACACAGGCCAGAAGCCCUAUGCAUGUGUUGAAUGUGAGAAGGCAUUCAGAACAAAAUCAUCACUUACUUGCCAUCAAAGAUGUCAUACAGGGGAGAAACCUUAUGAAUGUAGUGCAUGCGGUAAAGCCUUUAGCCAUCGACAGUCGCUUACUGUUCAUCAGGAAUUCAUUCUGGAGAAAAACCAUAUCAGUGUAAGGAAUGUAGGAAAACCUUCAGCCAGAUUGGACACCUUAAUCUACAUAGAAGAAUCCACACUGGAGAGAGAUCUUACGAAUAUAAAGAAUGUGGAGAAGUCUUCAGACAAAGUGCACACCUUGCUCAUCAUCAUAAAAUUCAUGCUACAGAGUCAUCUCAAGCCCUCAGCUCUUCCCCACCCCCUGCAUCACCAAAUCCUGGGGAUAUGUCUGCUGAGUAUUUCUGGAAUUCAUCCACGUCUUUCCAUCCUCAUUGCCCUAAUCCAAAACGUAGUCAUCUCAUCUGGACUAUUCCAAUUGUCUAAACACUGGUCUCUCUGCAUCCUCUUUUGUCUCCUCCAAGUUCAUUCUUCACACUGCUCCCACAGUGGUCUGUUCAAAUGUAAAUGUAAUUAUAUGACUCUCUUAAAACCCUUGGUGUGAAAAUUUAAACUACUUGAUGCAUACCAAGUGCUUAGCAUAGUGCCUGACCCAGAGUAAAUGCUCUAUACUGACAGUUCAGUAUCCUUCAGAGUCUGCUUGAAAGCCCUUUUUAAGCAGUGAACUCUGGAAGACAGUAUAUGUACUUGGAGAUCAUAACAGUUUUAAAACUGAAACUUAAUGUGAAUGAUGAGGAUUAGCAUGUGUUAAAGCUUAAACAUUAACACGUUUAAAGCUUUAUACCACCACAUACAUGACUGUAUUCCUUUGUUGGUGAGAAAAUUCAACAUGACCUAAUACAUAGAGUAUGUUUUAGGAAGUAUCUAGAACUCUGGAUAAGACUGGAUCAAAAGAAUUAGAAAAUAACUGGGAAUAAUGCAAGACUGUAUUUAGUAAAGGCAAAAAGUAAAAAUUCCUAAUAUUUAAAAUGGAAGAAGCAGAGAACUUGAAUAAUCAAGCCCUUUUUUAAGAUACCUGGUUUCACAGAUUAAUGCUGAACCUUCAAGGAAUCAUAAUUAAGCUGUUCUAGAGUACAGAAAAAAAUAAUUGAAAUGGAUUAUUUUGGAGUACUUCUAACCCCUGUUAAGGAGAACAGAGGUUAUGAAUAAAUGGAGAUCCAUGUUUCUAGAAGGAACUUUUAGUACUGUAAACAUGUCUGUACAUUCAGUCAAUUCCAGUCACAAUUCUUUUAGGAUAAUUUUCCACUGACAAUUUUGUUCUGAAAAUCAAUGUAGAAUGGUAAAUAGGAAAGCAUCACAAGGGAAUUUUUGAAAAAUGUAUCCCCAUGAAUUUAGUUACUUGCAAAAGUAAUUAUUUUUCAUGUGUCAGUGGGGGAGAUAGAUGACUUAAAUGGUGCUUGACAAUUAUCCAGCUGGAAAUAAAGUCAGAUCCACAUUUCACCCCUUACAGAGAAGUUCAUUCCAUAUAGAUUAAAGAUAUAAUAGGAAGCACAAUAUUAAAUUUCUUAGAAGAGAAUGUAGAAUAUUUCUAUCCCCUUGAGUUCAGGUAGGCUUUAGUAAGCAGGACACAGAGUCCAGAAGUCAUGAAGAGGGACAGUGUUAGGUAGGACCAUGUAAAAAAUUUAAACUUUUCCAUGGUAUAAGACACUGUAUGCAAAGUGAAAAGACACAUGACAGAUAUUUUAUACAUAUAUUACAAAGGAUAUAGUCCUUCUAAAAAGUGCUGUUGCUUUAUGUGGCCGCCUGGAUGGGAGGGGAGUUCAGGGGAGAAUGGAUACAUGUAUAUGUAUGGCUGAGGCCCUUUGCUGGCCACCUGAAACUAUCAGAUUGUUCCUUGGCUGUACCCCAAUACAAAACAAAAAGUUGAAAAAGAAAUGCUGUUGUAAAGCAGCAAGUAAGAGACACAGUCUGACAGCAACUCGAAACGAAGAAAACAGUCAAGGAAAAUCUCAGUUGCACUAAUGAUCAGGUAAACGGAAACUGUAAAAGUUCUCGCCACCAGCACAGACCAGCACACACAUUAUGGAUAAUAUCCAGUACUGCUACAGAUGUGACAUGUUUUUAUGCGUUGGGAGGGUAAAUAGGUAGAAAGCCAUUUUAGAAGGCAAUAUGGGAAUGGCUACCCACUCCGGUAUUCUUGUCUGGAGAAUGCCAUGGACAGAGGAGCCUGGUGGGCUACAGUCUGUGGGGUCACAAAGAAGCAGACAUGACUGGAUGACUAGCACACUAACAUGGUAUUGUAUGUAAAACAUAUAAAGUGUAAUGAAUUAAUCACUGCUGCAGUUCUAGGGAUUUAUCUUCUCAAAAAGCACAGGCACAAAAAUAUAGAUGUACAUUUACCACAGAAUUUUUAAAAACUUGGAACAGCUUAAGUAUCCAGCAGUGGUAAAUUGAUGAGUUAAUUUUGGAAAAUCAGUUCAGUAGAUUAUUAUGCAGUAACUGAAAAGAAUGAGGAGGAUCUCUAUACUUACAAAACUAUGCCUUGUAGUUUAUUGAGAAUGUAAUUUUCAUAACUGUAAUAUGGCAUAGUUAAAAGUACAUAAACUCUUUAAAGUUAA